CCGGAAGCGCGGCCGCGGAGCGGGUGGUCCCACGCCUGAGAGGCUCAGUCAUGCAAGAAAACCUCAGAUUUGCUUCCUCAGGCGAUGAUAUUAGAAUAUGGGAUGCUUCGUCUAUGACAUUGGUGGAUAAAUUCAACCCCCACAUGCCACCACAUGGAAUCAGUUCGAUAUGUUGGAGCAGCAAUAAUAACUUCCUAGUGACAGCGUCUUCCAGCGGAGACAAAAUAGUGGUGUCAAGUUGCAAAUGUAAACCCGUCCCGCUUUUGGAGCUUGCUGAAGGGCAAAAGCAGACAUGUGUCGAUUUAAAUUCCACAUCAAUGUAUUUGGCAAGUGGAGGCCUAAAUAACACUGUUAAUAUUUGGGAUUUAAAAUCAAAACGAGUUCAUCGGUCUCUUAAGGAUCAUAAAGCUGAAGUCACUUGUGUGGCAUACAAUUGGAAUGAUUGCUACAUUGCUUCUGGGUCUCUCAGUGGUGAGAUUGUUUUGCACAGCUUAACCACGAAUACAUCCAGUACACCUUUUGGCCAUGGAAGUAAUCAGCCUGUCCGGCACGUGAAGUACUCCCUGUUUAAGAAGUCUCUCCUCGGCAGUGUUUCGGAUAAUGGAGUAGUGACCCUCUGGGAUGUCAACAGUCAGAGCUCAUACCAUAGCUUUGACAGUACACACAAGGCUCCUGCUUCAGGCAUCUGUUUCUCUCCUGUCAAUGAACUGCUGUUUGUAACCAUAGGCCUGGAUAAGAGAAUCAUCCUCUAUGACACUUCAAGUAAGAAGCUGGUGAAAACUUUAAUGGCCGACACUCCUCUGACUGCAGUAGAUUUUAUGCCUGAUGGAGCCACUUUGGCUAUUGGGUCUUCCCGUGGGAAAAUAUAUCAGUACGACUUAAGGAUGCUGAAAUCCCCCGUGAAAACCAUCAGUGCCCACAAGACAUCUGUACAGUGUAUAGCGUUUCAGUAUUCCACAACUCUGACGAAGGCAAGUUUAAAUAAAGGCUGCUCAAAUAAGGGCACAUCAGUGAACAAACGGAGUGUUGCUGUGAAUAGCAGCAGUGGGGCUGCUCAGAAUUCUGGAACCGUCAGGGAAGCAACUGCCCCUUCCAUUGCCACAGUUCUCCCGCAGCCUGUGACCACAGCCGUGGGCAAAGGAGCCGGUGCUGCUCAGGAUAAAGCAGGCUUGUCUUCUCGAAGCGUAAAUACAGAUAUUUUAUCUAAGGAAACAGAUGGUGGAAAGAGUCAAGAUUUCUCCAGCUUUGAUGAUACUAGGAAAAGUAGUUUAGGUGACAUGUUCUCACCAGUCAGAGAUGAUGUUGUAGUCAGCAAAGGAGGUGAUGAAUCUGUAGGCAAAGGAGAUGGCCUUGACUUUCUACUGCAGCUGAACUCAGUGUUCCCCCCGAGAAAAAAUCCAGUCGCUUCCAGCACUCUGGUGUCGCACGCCAGCCCUCUUGCCGUCUUCAUGGAAUCUCCAGGGAAAGAAGACGGUGAAAGCCCUGAUCUGGCAGCUGAGGCGAAGAGAGCUUUCCUGGGGAAGCAGGAGCCGAAGGACUCCUUGAAGCAGUUUGCAAAGUUGAUCUCCUCUGGUGCUGAGCCUGGAUUUCUAAAUACCUCUCCAUCAUCUAACCAAAUAAGAAAUCUCGACAAGUAUGAAAAGCCAGAAAAAGAAACUGAAGCCCCAUUGAUACAUGAGCCCUCAGUCAAUGGAUCCUCAACUCCAGUUCCAAAGGUAGCGUCCUCGGUCACUGCUGGAGUAGCCAGCUCACUCUCAGAGAAAAUAGUCGAUACCCUUGGGAGCAGUCGGCCCAGCGCACCGCUGACCUCUGUUCAGAUCCGCUUCAUUCAGAACAUGAUACAGGAAACCUUGGAUGACUGCAGGGAAGCGUGCCAUAAGGAUAUUGUGAAUUUGCAAGUGGAGAUGAUUAAGCAGUUUCAUAUACAGCUGAAUGAAAUACACUCUUUGCUGGAAAGAUACUCUGUGAAUGAAGGAUUGGUGGCUGAAGUCGAACGGCUGCGAGAAGAAAACAAAAGACUACGAACCCACUUCUGAAGACUCAGAAUACCUUAAUUUUUAUGAUGGGGAAGCUUCUGGCAACUAAGAAUGAAAUAGAGUCAGUAUUGUUUUUAUGGCCUUGACAAUGGGUUUUGCACCAGGCACUAUUCCAUCUCUAUCAGACAUAUUUAUAUUUUUAUAUUAAAACUGCACAGAAUACCUUCUUCCUAAUAGGGAAGUGAACAGGAUCUUUAUGUUCUGAAUGCCUUAGCUAUACACUAAGUGCCCUUUGCCUAAGAGAAGAAAAUGUGCGUAUAAGGCUGGGUUUAUGUUUUACAAGUGACUCUUUAAAACAGUUAUAUUUUUGAUGGACAAAUUAUAUUCCAAAUUUUCUUUUUAGGUAGCCAGCGUUCAAAACAUUGGUAUACCCUCUAUUUUAUGAAGAAAUAACUUUAGAGCAGCAAUUGGAUUUUUUCAUGCUGCUGAUUAGUCAUUAUCUUUGUUAACUGAUGACGUCAGGUCUGACUUAUUUAUUGUUCGAUGUAUGAUGCUUGUAUUUUAAAACUUUGAGUUGUACAGAUACAUGGUACCUUUGACAUUUCUGCUUGUGAGGGCUCCCUAUUCUGGUUUCCGACCUUUACACGUGAAAAACUAAUAAGGUUUUGGAAAAUUCAAGGGCUAUACAUCUGCUAAUUGUCUAAUGGAUUGAUGGUAUGCAAAAUCAUGCUAUAAGGUUUUAAUCACUGUGGGUCAACUUAUAAUCAGUGAAAAUUUAUUAUAUGGUAAUAAAUAUUAUAAUAUUGUUGCCAUUUUUCUCACAAGUAAAAAGCAUAGAUUAUUUUUCUGUGUUUUAUACCAUUAACUUUCUCUAAUUAUAGUAUGCUACAGAUAGUAUUUUUCUAUUACUAGCCUUACCAUAGCAUUAUCUAUAUAGGUUCAUCAUGGAAAGAAUUUACACAUCGGCAGCAGCUGGGCAUGCUCAUCCACCUGCUGUGAUCCACGGUUUGAUAGGACUGGAGUAGGAGAGCUACUCAUCCAUUAACAUUCUUGUUGCCUCUCGCCCAAAGAUUUCAACUGUGUACUUUGUAUAUACGUCUGUUGCCCAGUUUUAUUUUCUGGGAUCAAAAUAUUUACUAAGAUGUAGCUUAGUUUGCUAACUUUAUGGGUUUCUAAAGUGAUGGAAGGCUUAAGGAUAUACGUAAUAAAUACAAACCUAUGAAUAAUUAUUUCCCAGGUGACUCAGAGAUGCUGCGAUCUUUUCCUAGCGGAUAUGGCAGCAUUAUGACUUGUAACAAGUUUCCUUAUCUGUCACUCAAGCAAGGUUAGAAUGCAGAAGUACUUUGUCUGUAUGCUGUAUUUUUAUCUAUUAAUAUUUUCCUACUUCCUUUUUCUAUAGGUGUAUAUAUUGUAUAUUAAAAGGGUCUGGUAAAACUAGUAAUUUUAUGUGUAUAGGUGAAACACUUGUCAUGGAUUUAAACACUUGAGUAUAGUAAAUAAAUUUUUUUUUUGUUUUCAAAGCAUA
Messenger RNA from Microtus oregoni (creeping vole), 3501 nucleotides. It is a transcript of the gene Nedd1, whose product is annotated as NEDD1 gamma-tubulin ring complex targeting factor. Gene Ontology annotation, cellular component: centriole; spindle pole; ciliary basal body. Gene Ontology annotation, biological process: microtubule nucleation; mitotic cell cycle. Gene Ontology annotation, molecular function: gamma-tubulin binding. The transcript has 15 exons. NCBI's taxonomy places the organism in Eukaryota, Metazoa, Chordata, Mammalia, Rodentia, Cricetidae. The coding region runs from base 51 to 2036 and encodes 661 amino acids. The record is from RefSeq and is a predicted model, not a curated record.